Molecule: messenger RNA, 120 nt
Organism: Cetraspora pellucida
Lineage: Eukaryota; Fungi; Glomeromycota; Glomeromycetes; Diversisporales; Gigasporaceae
Source: the annotation of a GenBank genome assembly
AUGCAGUCUAGUAAUAAUGUUGAAGAAAUCAAGAAUCCUUUAAAAGAUACAAGUCAAAAAAGAGUAAAACAUUUUAAGUUAGAUUUAUUUAGAGUAAUUGAAAUUAAAAAUCUUGGUAAG